AUGGCCCAGCUUUCAAACUUAACCGGGAAGUUCAGAAUCAAUGGCAAUGCUUCUCACACGUCAAAGGUCACGAAACGACCUCGAGAAACGCUCGUAUGCCUUCAAUGCAAAGCAUCUAAACUUCGAUGCGAUCGCGGGCAGCCGUGCAGCGGCUGUCUCAAAAGAGAUGUAGCCUGCAGUUACCACAAGUCUACUUUGGCAACAGAUGGUGCUCCUCGUAAUACUGUGGCCGAAGAUAGGUUAUUACACCUGGAGUCGAUGGUCAAAAGCUUGAUGCAGGAACGGGUUCAGUCCGGAAACAGUGGGAUGCCGGAAAAUACCAUGACACCACCGGAAAACACACCGCCAGCUCACGAUCCCUCAGAGCAUCUUGAUCAGUCGCGAGGCGAGCUAAUCAACAAUGGGAACUAUGUCGGUUCCACUCAUUGGUCUGCAAUAUUGGACGACAUACAAGAGCUGAGGCUCGUCUUAGGUGGCUCUACGGACAUACCCGAAUCAGAAGGAGAUCUUGCAGCUGUAAGGCCCUCUGUAAAUAGCGAGGUUAUCUUUGGAUCCUCGAGUAAAUACUCUGUCCAACAGAUCGUCUCCCAACACUUACCCCCAAAGGUUGAAGUCGAUCGUGCCCUCUCCUUCUUCUUCCGUGGCGAAACCUUCAUCGUUCCAUUCAUUCAUACAUAUUAUUUUCAACGUCAGUAUCGAGAUUUCUGGGCAGACCCUGCAAAUGUCAAUCCUCUCUGGCUAUCAAUGCUCUUUUCGGUUUGUUAUAUAUCGUCUCUUAUGGGCGGCACAUCAGGUCCCCAGCAAUCCUGGGGAUCUGAGAGAUCUGCUCUGCAUUCAGCCUCAGGCCAAUGUCUUGUAUUAGGAAAAUAUCAUCGACCACAAAAAUUUGCAGUGGAGGCACUGGGUAUAUAUGGGCAUUGCAAAAACCUCCAAAGCCUUGAAACUUCUCGAGAAGCUGGGUCAAUUUUGAGCAUGGUUGUGCGCAUGGCAUACGAAAUGGGAUAUCACCGGGAUCCGGACAAAUUUGGGUCCUUCACUGUAUUUGAGGGCGAGAUGCGCAGGCGAUGUUGGGCUUCUUUGAGACAGAUGGACGUGAUGAUUUCUUUCCAACUGGGCCUUCCGUCCUCUAUCUGCCUCGACAAUUGUGACACCAAGUCACCUAGAAAUCUCCUAGAUUCGGAUUUCGACGAAGAUACCAAAGUAUUGCCGGAGUCCCGACCUGAAAAUGAGCCUACGAGACUACUCUGGUUUAUUGUCAAAGUCAGGGUUAUGGCCAAUUUUGGCGAGGUCUGUCAAGACGCACUCUCGUUCAAAGAGAAGUCGGAAGCAGAAAUAGUUCAGCUUGAUAAGGAAAUUCGACAAACGUAUAGAACGGUACCCGAAGUUCUCCGAUCACGUCCUAUUUCUGAGUCGAUCACAGAUGCGCCUUUUCUCAUUAUGACUAGGCUAUACAUUGAUCUUAUCCAUUUAAAAUGUGUCUGUAUCUUGCAUCGCAAAUACAUGGCUCGGGGAAAUCUCUUUAGCACCAUUUCCUGCGUGGAAGCGGGGACGAAAAUGGUGAGCCAAUUUCUUGACAUAUAUAAGGAGUUCGCGCCUGGUGGUCAACUUUAUAUGGAGCGCUGGAUGCUCAAUAAUUUCACCAUGAAUGACUUCCUCUUGGGCGUUAUGGUGCUCUGUCUUGUGGUGCACACACGAUGGAAGAAAGGGCCACAGAACUCGUCUAUCGAUGCCGCGACGGAAAGCGAGGUUCUGGGGCUACUAAGGCAGUGUCAUACUGUCUGUGUGGAGAAGUCUGCUUCGUGCAGAGAUGCACGGCGUGUUUCAUAUGCUAUUCUUCUCACUUUAAACGGUGCCAAGGGCCCCAAAACACCAGCGAUACAAACUACACGUGCUUCAUCUUCGGAUAUACAACCAACGGUUGGCGAAUCACAGGCUGUUGAUCCAGUCUCACUGUUGCAACCUUGUCGAGUUGGCUCUGUUCAGACUGACGAAGCCGCUUUUGGACUGCUUGAUCCUUUCAAUUUCAUGGGCAGUGAUGCUGACAAUAUGGACUGGACGUUAUUUGACUCGCAAUUCUUCGCCCAGGACGUAACAUUUGUGGAUGGCUUCGUUCCAGGAUGA
This is a messenger RNA of Lachnellula hyalina, 2121 nucleotides long. RefSeq names its product Fusarisetin A cluster transcription factor. Gene Ontology annotation, cellular component: nucleus. The coding region runs from base 1 to 2121 and encodes 706 amino acids. Gene Ontology annotation, biological process: regulation of DNA-templated transcription; DNA-templated transcription. The record is from RefSeq and is a predicted model, not a curated record. Gene Ontology annotation, molecular function: zinc ion binding; DNA-binding transcription factor activity, RNA polymerase II-specific; DNA binding. Lineage: Eukaryota; Fungi; Ascomycota; Leotiomycetes; Helotiales; Lachnaceae. The transcript has a single exon.